Gossypium arboreum is the source of this 1776-nucleotide messenger RNA. RefSeq names its product BTB/POZ domain-containing protein POB1-like. Lineage: Eukaryota; Viridiplantae; Streptophyta; Magnoliopsida; Malvales; Malvaceae. Gene Ontology annotation, cellular component: nucleus. Bases 762 to 1538 code for a protein of 258 amino acids. The record is from RefSeq and is a predicted model, not a curated record. The transcript has a single exon. Gene Ontology annotation, biological process: response to red light.
AUCCAAAAGGAAAUGGGUAUGGAAUCAGUACCCAAGGUAUCGCCGACUCCAACCCUAGGCACCGGCGGCCUGCACAACAGUGAUCAAGCGGCGGCUAAAACCUGGUGCGGCAGCGCCUUUCAGAUGCCGCUGCAUUACCCAAGGUACACCGAAGCUGAUUACGAAGCCAUGCCUGAGUGGAAAGUUGAUUGUUUGCUUAAAGAAUACGGACUACCCAUCACCGGCGACGUUGAGCAGAAGAGAAGCUUCGCCAUGGGAGCUUUUCUGUGGCCUCGUUAGCUACAAUUAAUGUUGUUUUAUGGAUCCCAAUUUUCUUCCUUUUUUUUUUUUUUUAAUUAUGAAGUCUGAAAGGGCAUUGUGUUUAUGAUCUUUUGUUUGCUUCAUUGCCAAGUGAUUAUGAAAAUAUGGUAAUUUUGAGCUAUUUGUAUUUUAAAUAUUAAAUAAAAUUUAGGUGGGUGUAAAAUUAUCGAUCGGGUGUUAAUUCGAUUCGCAUUAUACAUUGUUGAUUAUGUAGGAGUUGGAUUCGCAUAGAUAUUGUUAAUUAUGUAAGAGGAUGCGGAUUCAAAUACAUUAAAACAUAUUAUUCUACUAAUUUAUGAAUGAAUUCGAAGUUAGGAUAGGUGAUUCUAAAUAUUGUGUCAAAUAAAAUAAAUAAUAAUAUAAUUCCAAUAAAAAAUAUAUAUUUAUUAAUCUUACUAUGUAUGAAUUUUUAUAAGUAAUUAAUUUUUAAAUAAUCUUAUUAUAGGUUUUAAGUUUUAAUUAUGUCUACUAAUAGUGAUGAUCUUCAGAUUGCAUCCGAAGAUGCGGUGUAUGAUUUCGUGUUGAAGUGGGCCAGGGCUCAAUACCCAAAACUAGAAGACCGAAGAGAAGUGCUUGGUUCACACCUUGCGCAAUAUAUUCGUUUCCCUUACAUGACUUGCCGGAAACUUAAGAAGGUAUUAACAUGUAACGAUUUUGAUCAAGACGUUGCAUCGAAAAUUGUGCUCGAGGCCCUCUUUUACAAGGCUGAUGCCCCAUAUAGACAACGAAGCUUGGCUGCAGAGGAAUCUGUAACCUCAAACCGUCGAUUCAUUGAGCGAGCUUACAAAUAUCGACCCGUUAAGGUAGUGGAAUUCGAACUUCCUCGUCAGCAAUGUGUCGUGUACCUUGACUUGAAGAGGGAGGAAUGUGUAAACUUGUUCCCAUCCGGACGAGUCUAUUCUCAGGCAUUCCACCUAGGGGGACAAGGUUUCUUCCUAUCAGCACAUUGUAACAUGGACCAACAAAGCUCUUUCUAUUGCUUGGGGUUGUUUUUAGGAAUGCAGGAAAAGGGCUCCGCUAGUUUCGCGGUGGACUACGAAUUCGCAGCAAGAUUAAAGCCGACAGAAGAGUUUGUUUGUAAAUACAAAGGGAACUACACAUUCACCGGCGGCAAGGCGGUUGGCUACAGGAAUUUAUUUGCUGUACCUUGGACAUCUUUCGUGGCAGAAGAUAGUAUUUACUUUAUAAAUGGUAUCCUCCAUCUUAGGGCUGAGUUAACUAUCAGAUUGUGUUCCUGAGGCGAUUUUGAGUUAAAUUUUGGUCUUUUUAAACCAAUGUAUAGAAGUUAAACACAGUCCUGAGAGCAGGCUUACAAAUAUAAAUUGAUGGUGCUGCUGCCUAGGAGAAUCAGGCAGCCUAUCUUAUUAUUAUUAAUAUCAUUAUAUAGAUGCUCUGAAAUUUUCAAGUGGAGAGGCUAUAAUCACAUACACUAAGACCAUAUUAUUAAUAUAUCAAAUACUAAGAUCUUUAUGAUAA